Molecule: messenger RNA, 1695 nt
Organism: Pyrenophora tritici-repentis Pt-1C-BFP
Lineage: Eukaryota; Fungi; Ascomycota; Dothideomycetes; Pleosporales; Pleosporaceae
Source: RefSeq, a predicted model, not a curated record
AUGUCUGAGCCGAUCCGCAAUAAGAAGAUGGACUCCAUGACCGCCCCCACCCCGCAGAAUACACCUGCAAAUGCCGCGCCCAUAUCGUCGCGCGCUCAACAGCCCGGUGUUGGCACCAUCAAGGAAGAGGAACUUGAGCGCACCGCCGCCGGCCUUUUCGCUGCCAACCCCGCCCUCGUUGCCAUGAUGCAAAACAAGCUCGGUUCGCUCGUGGGCCGGUCAAGUGGCUACAUCGAGUCCCUCCCGGCCUCUGUUCGCCGUCGCGUUGCGGGCCUCAAGGGCGUACAAAAGGAGCACUCCAAGCUCGAGGCCGAAUUCCAAGAAGAGGUCCUCCAGCUGGAGAAGAAGUACUUCGCCAAGUUCACGCCGCUAUACCAGACCCGUGCCAAGAUUGUCAACGGCGCCGAGGAGCCAUCAGAAGACCACGUCAAGGUUGGCGAGCAACAAGAUGAAGAGGACGAGGAUGAAGACCAGCCCGAGCCCGAGCUCAACAAGGAUGAGGGCAAGGACGUCAAGGGUAUCCCAGAGUUCUGGCUGAGCGCUAUGAAGAACCAAAUCUCACUCGCCGAGAUGAUCACAGACCGCGACGAGGCUGCCCUCAAGCACCUGACUGACGUCCGCAUGGAGUACCUUGACCGCCCAGGAUUCCGCCUGAUCUUUGAGUUUGAGGAGAACGAGUUCUUCACCAACAAGACCAUCACCAAGACCUACUUCUACCAAGAGGAGAACGGCUACGGCGGUGACUUCAUCUACGACCACGCCGAGGGUGACAAGGUCGACUGGAAGGCAGGCAAGGACCUGACUGUCCGCAUCGAGAGCAAGAAGCAGAGGAACAAGAACACCAAGCAGACACGAGUCGUUAAGAAGACAGUACCUACAGAGUCGUUCUUCAACUUCUUCGACCCUCCCAAGCCCCCACAGGACGAUGACGACGCCACCUCUGACAUUGAAGAGCGUCUCGAACUUGACUACCAGCUUGGUGAGGACAUCAAGGAGAAGCUCAUCCCCCGCGCUAUCGACUGGUUCACCGGCGAGGCUCUUCAGUACGAGAAUAUUGAAGACUUUGACGAGGGGGAGUUCGAAGACGAGGACGAUGAGGACGAAGAUGAGCUCAGUGACGACCGUGAUGAGGAGGAAGAGUCUGACGACGAGAACGACGGCACAAAACCCAAACAGGAGGCUGCUGAGUGCAAGCAAAGCUAGAGGUCUCACAAAAGAGUAGUCUCUUGCAACUCCUAGAACACACCACCUAUACGUCGUCCGGAGUGGGAUGCUCACAUGGGCUGAACCAAGCUGGACUCAUACCCAUCUUUCAUCAGCUCUGAGAUGCUUUUUUGAACGACAGCACAUCCGACUACAUGAUUUCUCACUAGGCGUAAUAUUGUAUCAAAAGAGCUCAGGGGUGUUUGUUGGGCAAUGGUCGGUUGGGGAUUCCUUUGCACUACAUACCAUACUCAAGAACUACUCAGUUCUCAUCCCCCUUUCCCUUCCAACUCCCCUCUUCAGACAUACCGCUCAAACAGGUUCCUGGGCUCUCGCGACCAACCAUCGCUAGCAUGCAUGGCGUUGUCUAGGUGGGGUUUUGCAGCAUGUUUUCUUGGGGUCCAGGGAUAUUUCAUGAUCACCCGGUAGUUAGAAUGGCGUCUUGAUUUCGAAACGUGUGUUACGGUUAAAUGACAGAAAAGUUUGAGGUCU